Messenger RNA from Funneliformis geosporum, 981 nucleotides. Lineage: Eukaryota; Fungi; Glomeromycota; Glomeromycetes; Glomerales; Glomeraceae. The record is from the annotation of a GenBank genome assembly.
AUGUCUGAGGAUUUCUUAUCAAAUGAUCUUAAAUCAGUUAAUAUCUCUCAACCUACUAACGCUGUAAAAACAAAUACUUUUACUCUCAAAUUCAAUGAGCUUUCUAAUACCCAACUGGAUAUACUUUCAGAAGCUAUUCAUAACGAAUUAUAUAAAAAUAGUGUUAGUCAAAAACCGUUACCACCACAAAGUAUUCAAUCGAUCCUAACUACUUCUUUAAUUCCUACUGAUUUUAUGGGUCUGUUAGAAUCAGAGCAUGCAUAUCAAUAUUUAAAUGAUCAAAACGAUCCAUUUGAAAAGCAAAAUAUUUGUAAAAUAUUACAGCUUAAUCUGCAGGACAAACUAUAUAUUACAGAGCAAAUAACAAAAAGGGUAGCACAUGGGAUUGAUCUUAAAGGCUACGUUCACAUCUUUAACCCACAAUGUUUUAAAAAUGCAUUUGGAGAAACCCUGGUGGAUUUUUUUGAUUUUAACAAUCCCGUAGCUGUAAAAGAAACACAAAUGGGAGUAAAUCAAUAUUAUAAUCACACUUAUACCAAUCCUUCCCACCAAUCUAAAAAUUUCACAAAGGAUCUGGUGGAACAUUUUGGCAGUUUUACUGAUAGCAAUAUUGAACCGUUUACUUCAGCCAAUACUACAUCUAGCCAUUGUCAAGAACAUUUGGAAUGUGUUCAAAAGUUAAUCAAAGGACUUCAGCCUAUUUUAAAUGUGAUUAAUAAUUAUUUUAAUAAUACAUAUCCCUGUCUAUAUGCUAAGAUGAAAACUCUCGAUCUUGGGCCUAAUGUUUCAAAACCCUUUGGAGCUUUUCCAACAGUUUCAAUUAAUUUUAAUGCCAUCUGCCAAUUCCAUCAUGAUUUAAAAGACCAUCGUAAUACACUUUGUGUAGUGUGCCCUCUUGGGACAUUUAAAGGUGGAAAAUUAAUCUUUCCUGAAUUAAGAUUAGUUAUAUAUGUUAAACAAGGAUAUGGUGUGGCUUUCUGA